AUGUUCAACAUGCCACCUGAAAUCGUUAUUGCCACUCAGAGUCAGCACCAAAUCUACAGGGACACCAGAAGUGGUCAACAUCCACAGACGGGGAUAUCUCCCACCUCGAUCGUGGACGUUCUGUUCCACAAGAGCAAGAUGUCGCCUCGAUGGAACGUCGGUGUCAUUGACUCCGAAAUAACACAGACUAUGGGAACCCGAGAAUCAGUGACAAGACAAAGUGUCUUCCACAUCAUGAAUGUAGAUGCCAAAGGGGUCGAGAGCCUCAGGGCCCACUCGGAUCUACCCACAGGUAAGACGGGGGCGGUAUUGUGGGGUAGUGAGCGGCAGCUGGUGAAACCAGCUCUGAAUGCAACUUCUCAAACCGAGCCCGGCCCUAAGGGCCAUUUAUUCGAAGCCUACAAGGAAAUCAGUAUCAUGCUAUAUGUUGGCUACUUUGAGGCUCUUCCUCUCAAGCGUCAAUCGAACCACGUUGAAGGCCUGCGUGGCCGAGGCCAUUGA
This is a messenger RNA of Diaporthe amygdali, 501 nucleotides long. RefSeq lists its product as uncharacterized. The transcript is spliced from 4 exons. The coding region runs from base 1 to 501 and encodes 166 amino acids. Lineage: Eukaryota; Fungi; Ascomycota; Sordariomycetes; Diaporthales; Diaporthaceae. The record is from RefSeq and is a predicted model, not a curated record.